Molecule: messenger RNA, 6213 nt
Organism: Armigeres subalbatus
Lineage: Eukaryota; Metazoa; Arthropoda; Insecta; Diptera; Culicidae
Exons: 1
Coding region: 1-6213 (2070 amino acids)
Biological process (GO): DNA integration
Molecular function (GO): nucleic acid binding
Source: RefSeq, a predicted model, not a curated record
AUGUCAAAGAAAUCCACAAAUUCGAAGCUUGAAAUCGCCGCUGGUGAUAUGGCGAACGGUCAAUCAGGAGGUAACGUUGAAGCCGCUGAGGGUCCAGUGAUAACAACGCAGGUAAAUUCGAAUCCAUCCAAUGCUCAACCGGUACAUGAAACACGCAGUACAGGAGCAUAUCCGAAAAAGCAGAGUACCGCAGUCUCCACCGGUAAACAGUCAGUACCGCCCGCGUUCGAAGUGAAACGAAAUCCUCUACGGGAAGUUCGAAGGAAACAAGGUUUUAAUUGUCGGUUGUGUCGUGAGCGUGACAGUGAUCAAAUGGUACAAUGUGAUGGUGAUGGUUGCAGGCAGUGGUUCCACUACGAAUGUGUUGAUGUUACCGACGAUGUAGCGAAUGCCUCGUGGACAUGUCCGUUCUGUACUACCACAGAGAACGUUGCGCAAACAGUUAGAAAUCCCCCCACCUGUGCUAUCACCAAGCAGACUACCUGCAUCACGUCGAAGGAGCAGAAGCAACAGCGAAUAGAGCCACAAAAGAAGGGCGCCGUGUCAGAGCGGUCACAAAGCAAAACGAAUUCUCUCCGAAGCGACACAAGUAGGUUGAGGGAAUUGGAGCUACAAAAGCUCAAUGCUGAGCUCGAGUUGGAGAGGAAGUUUUUGGAGCGAAAGUUCAAGAUAAUGAGGGAUUAUGCCAGCCAAACAUCAUCGGUUAUCAGUGAUUUGGAGAAGAUGUCGAAGAUUCAGGAGUGGGUGGAUGAAACCGAACGCCAUGGUGAGGAGAUCGACUCUGGUUUGGAUGAAGAAGACGCCAACGGACAAGCAUCGAACAACUCGAGGCAGCCACAGGAGCAGCUAGCUCCGAGUCUAGCUUUCAUCAGUAAUCGACCAUCGAUUCAUCUGGACCGUACAGGUCAGCCAUCGCAGCGUACACAUACGCAUCACCCUAGUUUCCCUGGGAAUCAUCCAUCUAACAUUCCUUCGAUUAAUCCUGGAACCUUGGUAGGUGGGGCUCAGUUUGUUCCCGGACAGCGUUCAACUCCACUGCAUCGACAUCCUUCGCAUGCGCCACCUGCCAUGAAUGACGAAACGGUGUGCAUCUUGAAUCGGAGCCAAAUUGCUGCUCGCCAAGCGGUCUCCAAGGACAUGCCAGAAUUCAGCGGAAACCCAGAAGAUUGGCCGCUGUUCUUUUCCGUGUUCAACUCUUCGACACAAAUGUGUGGGUUUUCAAAUGAAGAAAACAUGCUGCGCCUAAGAAAGUGCUUAAAGGGGAAGGCACUAGAAGCUGUGAGGUGUCGACUGCUCCAUCCCUCGAAUGUAGCCGGAGUGAUGUCGACUCUAAAGAUGCUCUACGGGAGACCGGAGGCCAUUAUCCAAGCCAUCAUUCGGAAGGUUCGGUCACUGCCGCCACCCAAUAUGGAGAAACUGGAGACCGUUGUAAAUUUCGCACUUACUGUAGAGAACCUCGUUGCAACGAUCCAGGCCUGCGAGGUUGGCGACUUUGUUUACAACAGUUCAUUAAGAUACGAGCUGGUUGAGAGGCUUCCUUCGUCACUCAAGAUGGAUUGGGCAAGGUAUUCUCGGGAAAGGCCGAAUCCAACACUCAUUGAUUUCAGCGCAUGGCUAUACACCACCGCUGAGGACGCUAGUACAGUCAUGAUAUGUAGUAGUAGCAGUGAGCAACGUAGUCGACAAGGUAAAAAAGACGGUUUUCUAAACUUUCAUUCCGAGUCGGAGUCAACGGUUCCCGAAUCAUUAUCUAAAUCAAAGCCGUCGCCGGUGUUUACGAAAGUGCAAUGCGUGGUGUGUGAAGGAACUUGCUCCUCCGUUGCGAAGUGUAAACGUUUUGAAGAGUUCAGCUACGAUUCUAAGUGGGCAACGGUGAAAGAGUGUAAGCUGUGUCGGAAAUGCCUGCGCAAGCAUAAUGGUUCGUGUAAGCAGUCGAAGCCGUGUGGAACGAACGGAUGUGAGUUUCUUCACCACCCUCUACUACACAACACCAAAAAGCAUGAAGCUCCAAGGCCUUUACCGAGGACGGUAGUGGAUACCAACAAAUCACAGGCGGAGACGAGGAGAGCGAAUCUCAGCUGCAACGUUCACCAAGGGCAAUCAGAGAUCCUGUUUAGGAUCGUUCCGGUCAUGCUGUAUGGACCAACGAAAGCGAUACGCACCUACGCGUUCGUUGAUGAUGGGUCCGAACUUACACUGAUGGAGCAGAGUCUAUCCGAUGAGUUGGGUGUGCAAGGACCGACGAAGUCUUUGUGCCUAAGAUGGACUGGAGGCACGCAGAAGUUGGAGCAACAGUCGCAGCAAAUCAACCUGCAGAUCUCUGGCGUGCACAAUUCCACCAAGUACGAGCUGUCUGGCGUCUGUACGAUGCCAUCAUUACAAAUUCGCCCACAAACGCUCUUGCUAGCCGAUAUUCAGGCGAAAUAUCCUUACCUAAAAGGGUUGCCCCUCGAGUCGUACCGUGAAAUCAGUCCUCGAAUCCUCAUAGGCCUAGAUCACGCUAAACUUGGCCAUGCCAUCAAAAGUCGCGAGGGUAAAGACCACGAACCGAUUGCUGUCAAAACCCGGCUUGGGUGGAUGGUGUUUGGAAAUUGCACAGGCGAAGAGAAAUCCGAACGGUACGUUAACCACCACAGUGUGCAUAUUUGCGAAUGCAAACGGGAUACAGACAAUGACCUACAUAAAGUUGUCAAGUCUUAUUUUUCCUUAGAUAGUCUAGGGGUUGCAAAACCAGACAAGCUGCUCGUCUCGCAUCAGGAUCAACGAGCACAAACGCUCCUGGAAACGACAACACGCUAUCUAGGUGGCCGAUAUGAAUCCGGACUCCUUUGGAAAUACGACGAAGUUCGUCUUCCGGACAGUAAAUCGAUGGCGCUAAAUCGGUGGAGAUGCUUGCACAACCGUAUGAAGCAAAACCCUAUUUUACUCGAGGCGCUGAAGGCGAUAAUUGACGACCACGUCAGCAAGGGCUAUGUUCGAAAGUUGACAAAAGAAGAGCUACAAACCCCACGAUCUCGCAUCUGGUAUCUCCCGAUUUUCCCAGUGGUUAACCCCAACAAGCCAACCAAGAUGAGGCUUGUGUGGGAUGCUGCAGCCACUGUUCAUGGAGUAUCUCUUAAUAGCUGCCUACUGAAGGGCCCUGAUCAGUUGACAUCCCUAUUAUCCGUGCUGAUACAGUUUCGGGAAUUUCGAAUAGCAGUGAGUGGUGACAUCCGUGAGAUGUUUCACCAGGUAUCAAUACGAGAAAGGGACCAACAUUGCCAGCGCUUCCUUUGGGCGGACGGUAAACAAGUAUCCGAGCCGAGUGUCUACGUGGUACAAGUGAUGACGUUUGGGGCCUGCUGUUCACCUAGUACAGCACAAUACGUUAAGAAUACGAACGCUAAGCGGUUUCACCGAGACUAUCCAGCAGCCGUCAAUGCAAUAAUCAAACGGCACUAUGUAGAUGAUAUGCUCGUAAGUGUGGAAUCUACCGAAGAGGCAAUAAAGCUCGUAAGUGAUGUAACCAGGAUACACGCGUCCGCUGGCUUCGAAAUGCGGAACUGGAUUUCAAAUUCUCAAACUGUCUUGUCCGCCGUAAGCAAGGGAGACACCAAUGAAAAGAAUCUCAACAUAGGUGAUGAAAGUACCACUGAGAAGGUCCUCGGCAUGUGGUGGGAUACAUCGAAAGAUUGUUUCACCUACAAGAUCUCUAGACGUUACGACGAGGAACUCAUCUCUGGCAACCGUCGACCAACAAAAAGGGAAAUUCUACGUACGCUGAUGAUGGUUUUUGAUCCACUUGGGCUCAUAGCACACGUCUUGAUGUUUCUGAAAGUACUGCUUCAGGAAAUAUGGCGAACAUCGGUAGGUUGGGACGAUCCGAUCGAAGAUCCGCAGUUCGAGAAGUGGGUGCAUUGGCUAGCAAUCUUUCCUCAAAUAACAUCCAUCGAAAUUCCUCGCUGCUAUAGACUUUUAACACCCUUGAGAGAUGACACCGGCGCACAAAUGCAUACGUUCGUCGAUGCGAGCGAGAACGGAUUCGCUGCAGCUGUAUACUUGAGAUUCGAAAACUGCGGUAUUGUCGAAUGUGCCUUGGUGGGCGCCAAAACAAGAGUUGCGCCUCUCAAAUUUCUAUCGAUCCCUCGGUCUGAAUUGCAAGCGGCCGUCAUUGGUGUCCGAUUUGCGGACACUGUAUCCAAAUCUCUUUCGAUCAACAUUAGUCAGCGAGUCUUCUGGACGGAUUCCAAAGAUGUACUCUGUUGGCUUCGAUCAGACCAUAGGCGUUAUAGCCAAUUCGUUGCCUUCCGCGUCAGCGAGAUUCUGGAGACAACGGAUGUCAACGAAUGGCAUUGGGUGCCAACAAAACACAACGUCGCAGACGAAGGUACCAAGUGGAAGCGUACACCGAACCUAGCUAGUGAUAGCCGCUGGUUCCGAGGACCGGAGUUUCUUAUGCAAAAGAAAGAAGUUUGGCCUGUUAAUCCAUUUGCUAGAAAAUCCACCGAUGAGGAGAUAAGACCACAUCUGCUAUUUCACACGCAAGCUAGGGAACCAGCAAUUCAUCCGGAAAAUUUCUCGAAGUGGGCCGACCUGCUACGGGUAACGGCCUACACUCUGCGUUUCAUCAACAACCUGAAACGAAGCGGCCGCGGAAAGCCACGAGUGUCUGGGCCACUAAAUAAAGGAGACUUUAUCGACGCAGAAAAUAAUCUAUUUCGCCACGCUCAGUCAGCAGCCUUCGCCGAGGAGAUAACCAUCCUCGCUAAAAACCGUUCUUUAAGAAAUCCAGUGAAAUCGAUCUCCAGAUCUAGUUUACUUUAUCAAUGGUGUGCGUUUCUAGAUGAGAACAACGUGCUACGGGUCAAAGGCCGUACAAAAGCGUGUGCCUUUAUCGACCGAGAUGCAGCUGAACCAAUAAUUCUUCCCCGGGAUCAUCAUAUAACCCGUCUGAUCAUAUUUGCUGUACACGAGCAGUUUAAACACCAAAAUCACGAAACGGCAGUUAACGAAAUUCUUCAACGCUACCGCAUUCCUCGCCUGAAGGCAGCAUAUAGCCAGAUCCGAAAAGAUUGUCAAAAAUGUAAAGUGAUCCUCGCAAAACCAAAUCCUCCGGCCAUGGGUGACCUGCCACCAGCUCGACUAUCGGCCUUCGCUCGUCCUUUUACCCACAUGGGCGUGGAUUACUUCGGUCCACUGCUGAUCUCCAUCGGAAGACGCACAGAAAAACGGUGGGGGGUUCUCGCCACUUGCUUAACCACUCGCGCCAUCCAUCUACAGAUCGCUCACACACUAACCACGGACUCCUGCAUAAUGGCCAUCCGAAACAUCAUGGCUAGAAGGGGCAUUCCUGCAGCAAUCUACAGUGACCGAGGGACAAAUCUUCGAGCUGCAAGCAAAGAGCUGCGAAGCGCAGCGGAAAAUUUAGAUCACAAUGCACUGAUGAAGGAGUUUACUACCAGUCGAACCGAAUGGCACUUCAACCCUCCGGUCACUCCACACAUGGGCGGAGCAUGGGAGCGCCUGAUCAGAAGUGUGAAGCAAAAUCUUGAACGAUUACAGUGUAGCAGACUGCCGACUCACGAAGUCCUGGAAAACACAUUCAUGGAGAUCGAGAACAUCGUGAACUCCCGUCCUCUGACCAACAUUCCGAUUGAUGGCGACGAUUCUCCGGUACUGACUCCCAAUCACUUCCUGUUGGGGUCGGCUAAUGGCUUACGAUCGUGGGUCCCUCUAGACGACAACCCUACUCUUCUGCGAAACAGCUGGAAGCAUUCCCAGCAGUUAGCGAACGUCUUUUGGAAGCAAUGGAUUCGGAAUUAUUUGCCAACGAUUACUCGAAGGACGAAGUGGUUCUCUCCGGCGAAGCCAAUAGCUGUUGGAGAUUUAGUAAUAAUCGUAGACCCGAAGCUUCCUCGAAAUAGCUGGCCAAAGGGGCGAGUGAUCUCUAUCUGCCAAGCUCCGGACGGUCAGGUAAGAUCAGCCACCGUACAGACCGCAUCUGGAGGCAUCUACGAGCGGCCUGCAGUAUCCUUAGCGGUAGUCGACGUAGGCGUUGUGGCGAAUACGCUUCAGGAAGAGUCCUCGCGCAUUCCGGGGGGGAGUGUUGACUACGCCCCGUCGAAAACUGCAGCAUCCGCACAUACAUCUACGCCACUGACAAAUGAACAAGGCAAACCUGCAACCACACAAGCGAUUGUUAAUGAAAACCAGAUGUACACAAAACCACGAUAA